CACUUUGGCUAAAAGAGAAGGAAGCUGUUGGCGAAGCCAACUUCUUUGACAUCGUAAACAACAAAAAGUCGCAUAGUGGUUGAGAAUUUUCCACUCUAAACGCACGCGCCUUUGCUUCCUUUUCCUCAAUUCCUUCAUUUUAUUCUCAUCAAGCCCACACCGCGUUCGCGCUUCUCUUUCUAUUAUCAUUCUCCAGAAUCUCCGCUUCUUCCGUUUCUUGGGGCCUUGGAGGAAGUUAUGUGCCCUCUGAGGUUCAUCUUGGUCUUCUUCUCCGCGGUGCUAGCGGGUUAUUUUGCGUGGAGGACGGUGCGUUCCUCGCCGGACACUCGCGUCGCUUCCGAUGAAUCUACUCGUGAAGACAAGUCUCCCACCAAGAAUGAUUUCAAUUUGAAACAGGCGAUUCAGAACGGAUUCUGGGUAUUCGUCGACAUGGCUAGUGGGAGGUAUCUCUGGAGAAAUCUGAGGGCUGUGAACAGGGACACGGAACAGAGAAACUCUUAGGACUAGUGUCCCCAAUAAUGGUCUUGCCCAAAUACGCACAAUCUUAUCUUCCUUAUUUUCUUCAUCUGUUUUGGAGAUGAAUGGCUGUAGUACUACAAUUUGAUAUGGAAAUGGACGAGGAGAAACUUUGGUGUAAAA
Messenger RNA from Prosopis cineraria, 639 nucleotides. RefSeq lists its product as uncharacterized. Bases 238 to 501 code for a protein of 87 amino acids. The record is from RefSeq and is a predicted model, not a curated record. NCBI's taxonomy places the organism in Eukaryota, Viridiplantae, Streptophyta, Magnoliopsida, Fabales, Fabaceae. The transcript has 2 exons.